This is a messenger RNA of Melanotaenia boesemani (Boeseman's rainbowfish), 8285 nucleotides long. RefSeq names its product protein unc-13 homolog A-like. The coding region runs from base 415 to 6042 and encodes 1875 amino acids. Gene Ontology annotation, biological process: synaptic transmission, glutamatergic; synaptic vesicle maturation; neuromuscular junction development. Gene Ontology annotation, cellular component: terminal bouton; synaptic vesicle membrane; presynaptic active zone cytoplasmic component. The transcript has 42 exons. NCBI's taxonomy places the organism in Eukaryota, Metazoa, Chordata, Actinopteri, Atheriniformes, Melanotaeniidae. Gene Ontology annotation, molecular function: phospholipid binding; syntaxin-1 binding; calmodulin binding. The record is from RefSeq and is a predicted model, not a curated record.
UCCCCGUCUCUCCCGUUGCCUGCUUCUCAUCAACUGCUACUCAUCAACCGUGACGUCAAAGCGGCGCGGCACGGGGGAGUAGUCCUCGCGCGGAGCCUGCUGGAUGGUGCUGAAACAAGAUGGCUGUGCGCGCAGGAGGAGUAGCGGUGGAGAGCUGAGGCAAUGCAGAGGAGGAAGCAGAGGGGGGGCGAGGAAUCCACUCCUGUCUGUCCUGUCCUGUCUAAAGAGAACCAGCCCCACAGAGCAAGAGACAAGUGACUCUGAGAUGCUGCGGUUUUAUUUCCCGUUACUGUUUUAAGGGUAACGUUUUUUUGUCUGUGAGUUUUCGUGGCAGAGACCAACCAAAGGACUGACCAAACAAACCAGGGAACACUAAGUAAAGGACAGCCGGGGACGCUCACGCCGCUUUUAGAGAUGUCCCUGCUGUGUGUAGGAGUGAAGAAAGCCAAACUGGAUGGACCCCAAGAAAAAUUCAACACUUACGUGACUCUAAAGGUGCAAAAUGUGAAGAGCACAACCAUAGCUGUCCGGGGCAACUUGCCCAGCUGGGAGCAAGACUUCAUGUUUGAAAUUAACCGCCUGGACCUGGGUCUGACGGUGGAGGUGUGGAACAAAGGCUUAAUUUGGGACACUAUGGUUGGUACUGUGUGGAUUCCUCUCCACAGCAUCCGACAGUCAAAUGAGGAAGGUCCGGGUGAGUGGCUCACAGUGGAUUCUCAGGUCAUCAUGACUGACAACGAGAUCUGUGGCACCAAAGACCCCACCCUACACCUGGUCUUACUUGAUACACGCUUUGAACUGCCGCUAGAUAUCCCUGAGGAUGAGGCACGCUACUGGGCCAAAAAACUGGAGCAGCUUAAUGCCAUGAGGGACCAAGAUUACUCAUAUCAAGAGGAGCAGGAACCCCCACUCCGUGUACCAGGAACCCAGUGCUGUAACUGGAGUCUGUGGGGAGACCAACAAAAUGAAGACCCAGAUAGUGCUGUGGACGACAGGGACAGCGACUAUCGGAGCGAAACUAGUAAUAGCAUCCCCCCUCCUUACUACAGCACAUCCCAGCCCAAUGCCUCCGUCCACCAAUAUCCCAUCAGCCACCAGCACCGCAACUCCAGAAGCUUCUCUUACCCACGGUCUGGAAACAGUCAAGAACUUGACUACCACCAUCAGAGAACUGUCAGCCCCACUGGUAGCUAUGCAUCAUCAGCAGAGCUCAGUCAUUGCAGCAGCCAGCUGAGUGAGGAGGAUUACGGCGGUGAGUACGGAGAAAGGGACCCUUAUGAUGAGAACGACUCCUACCACUCCUGCCACUCCUCAGUAAGUUACAGUAAAGGCUCUCCAGACUGGGAUCCUGAUGAGACCCAGGGGGGAUACAGUGAUGAGUGUGGCUACAGCAAAGAUGGAGGAGAAGAAGUUGCUCUGUAUGAUGGAGAUGAUGGAGGACUGUAUGAGGAAGAGGAAGAGGUACUCUAUGAGGAUGAGGAGAUGAUGUAUGAUGAGGAGGAUUUGUACAAUUUAGAUGGGACCCUAAGUGAGGACAUGGAGCCACCAUUCACUCCAACUCCAACAUCAACUGCCCCCCCAACACUUGAGCCACUUAGCUCCAGACCUCCUCUAGAGAAACAGUCCUCUUUAAACCAACAGCAGCCUCCUGCUCAAGCCCCGAACCAAACAUCCAACCAGGCACAUCCCCAUGGCUUGGCACCAACAGCACAGCCUCCCACUGGGCAACAAACAGCCCAACCACCAAAACAAACACAAUCCCAAACACAACCUCAGCCACAGCCUGCCCCAUCUGCUACUUCUUUCUUCUCAAUGGCCAAGCCUUUAACAGCUGCCGUCACAGGCCUGGCUUCUUCUUUCCUGUCUUCAGUUCCCACUGCCCAGCCUGCCCAGUCCCACCCUCCAACCUCAGCUGUGUCUCAACAACACCAGUCUGCUGCAGCAAACUCCGUACCUCCAUCCCACCCAGCCACCUUAGCUAACUCAGCUUCCCAGCUGCCCUCCACCACUGGCCCUUCAUCCCAUCAGACCCCAUCCUUGACAUCACCUCAGUCCCAUGUGAAUGAUCCCACCACCACACAGUCAGCUGCUCUUGAGGAUCAGUGUCCCCAGUUGGAAGAAGACAUGUGGUUAGAAGAGGAGAUGAUUGAAGGGAAAGAGACCAGGACUCCCCCUGCUCAACAGGAUGAGAAGCUUCCUAUGGAGCAGAUAGAGGAGCAAUUUGAAGAGAGCAGACCACCCACGCCAGAAGAGCAAAAAGAGAUGCCACCUGAGAGUCCUCCAGUUCCAGAGGAACCCAAAGAGCCAGUCGAUCCAGCAGUGAGGGCCAAAGAGAACUGGUUAAGGCUCUACAACAAGGUCUUAGAACAGCUGCGGGAGGCUCGUGGAGAGACAUCCAGUUCGCUGUGGUUUGGUAAAGGAGGAAUGGGAGGUGCACUCUAUAGUAUUGACAGCAUGCCUGACCUUCGAAAGAGGAAAGCCAUUCCUCUCGUCAGAGAUCUGGCGAUGUCUCUCGUUCAAAACUCACGUAAAGCUGGAAUCACCUCCGCCAUGGCUUCCACCACUCUUGGCAAUGAGGAGCUGAAGAGUCAUGUUUAUAAAAAGACCCUGCAGGCUCUGAUCUACCCCAUCUCCUCUACUACGCCACACAACUUUGAGGUGUGGACGGCCACCACCCCCACCUACUGCUACGAAUGCGAGGGGCUACUUUGGGGUAUCGCACGCCAAGGCAUGCGCUGCUCCGAGUGCGGCGUCAAAUGUCAUGAAAAGUGUCAGGAUCUGCUCAAUGCAGACUGUCUGCAGAGAGCUGCAGAGAAGAGCUCCAAGCAUGGGGCAGAGGACCGGACCCAGAGCAUCAUCAUGGUCCUAAAGGAUCGUAUGAAGAUCAGAGAAAGGAAUAAGCCGGAGAUCUUCGAGCUAAUCCAGGAAGUGUUUGGCCUUGAUAAAACAACACAUGGGACGCACAUGAAACAGAUCAAGCAGAGCGUGCUUGAUGGCACAUCAAAAUGGUCGGCAAAGAUCAGCAUCACAGUGGUAUGUGCCCAGGGCCUCCAGGCUAAAGAUAAAACAGGCUCCAGUGACCCUUAUGUAACUGUCCAAGUUGGGAAGACGAAGAAAAGGACCAAAACCAUUUACGGCAACCUCAAUCCUGUCUGGGAGGAGAACUUUCAUUUUGAGUGCCACAACUCUUCUGACCGCAUCAAGGUUCGUGUAUGGGAUGAAGAUGAUGACAUCAAGUCUCGCGUGAAACAGAGGUUCAAACGUGAGAGUGAUGACUUCCUUGGUCAAACCAUCAUUGAAGUGCGCACUCUGAGUGGGGAGAUGGACGUUUGGUACAACCUGGACAAGAGAACAGAUAAGUCUGCUGUGUCGGGGGCCAUCCGGAUGCACAUAAGUGUGGAGAUCAAGGGAGAGGAGACAGUGUCUCCUUACCAUGUCCAAUACACCUGUCUGCAUGAGCAUCUGUUCCAGUACACCACAGAGGAACAAAACGGUGGUGUCAUAAAGAUUCCUGAUGCCAAAGGAGACGAUGCUUGGAAGGUGUACUUCGAGGAGACUGCCCAGGAGAUCGUGGAUGAGUUUGCCAUGAGAUACGGAGUAGAGUCCAUCUACCAGGCCAUGACCCACUUUGCCUGCUUGUCAUCUAAGUACAUGUGCCCUGGAGUGCCAGCUGUGAUGAGCACCCUGCUUGCCAACAUUAAUGCUUACUACGCCCACACCACCCAGUCCUCCAACAACGUUUCUGCCUCAGACAGAUUUGCUGCAUCAAACUUCGGCAAGGAGAGAUUUGUCAAGUUACUGGAUCAGCUGCACAACUCCCUGAGGAUCGACCUGUCAAUGUAUCGGAAUAACUUCCCUGCUAGCAGUCCUGAAAGACUACAAGACCUCAAGUCUACUGUUGACCUGCUGACCAGUAUCACAUUCUUCAGGAUGAAGGUCCAGGAGCUACAGAGUCCCCCCAGGGCGAGUCAGGUGGUGAAGGACUGUGUAAAAGCAUGUCUCAACUCCACCUAUGAGUACAUUUUUAACAACUGCCACGAUCUCUACAACAGGGAAUACCAAACAGACCCGUCAAAAGCAGUCCCCCCAGAUGAACAGGGCCCGAGCAUCAAAAACCUUGACUUCUGGUCAAAACUCAUUACCCUCAUCGUUUCCAUCAUAGAAGAGGAUAAAAACUCAUAUACCCCUUGCCUUAAUCAGUUUCCCCAAGAACUCAAUGUGGGCAAAAUCAGCGCGGAAGUCAUGUGGAACAUGUUUGCUCAAGAUAUGAAAUAUGCCAUGGAGGAGCAUGAGAAGCACCGGUUCUGUAAAAGUGCAGACUACAUGAAUUUGCACUUCAAGGUGAAGUGGCUCUAUAAUGAGUACUGCAAGGAGCUGCCUACUUUCCAGAAGCACGUACCUGAAUAUCCUGCCUGGUUUGAGCCAUUUGUCGUCAUGUGGUUGGAUGAGAAUGAGGAAGUGUCCAGAGAUUUUCUCCAUGGAGCUCUGGAGAGGGACAAGAAAGAUGGGUUCCAGGUCACUUCGGAGCACGCUUUGUUCUCCUGCUCUGUGGUGGAUGUGUUCUCUCAACUCAAUCAGAGCUUUGAAAUCAUCCGCAAGCUGGAGUGUCCCGACCCUCAGAUUGUUGGCAACUACAUGAAGAGAUUUGCCAAGACUAUCGGUAAUGUCCUGCUGUCUUACGCUGAUAUCAUUGCAAAGGACUUUCCAAAUCACGUCAAGAAAGAGAAAGUGCCCUGUAUUAUAAUCAAUAACAUCCAACAACUCAGAGUUCAGCUGGAGAAGAUGUUUGAGGCCAUGGGAGGCAAAAAUCUCAAUCUGGAGGCUAGUGACUUCCUGAAGGAGCUCCAAAACAAACUGAACAACGUCAUGGACGACCUCAGUCGCAUCUUUGCCGUGAGUUUCCAGCCCCAGAUUGAGGAUAAUGUCAGGCAAAUGGGGGACAUCCUAGCCCAGGUGAAAGGUCAAACUGUCCCAGCCAAUGGCAGCGUUGUGCAGGAGGCUGAUAAUGUCCUGCAACCCAUCAUGGACUUCCUGGACAGCAAUUUAUCAUUGUUUGCCAAGAUCUGUGAGAAGACAGUCCUGAAGAGGGUGUUGAAGGAGCUGUGGAAACUGGUGAUGAACACAAUGGAAAAAACAAUUGUGCUUCCAACACUUACAGACCAGACGGGCACACAGAUGAUCUUUAAUGCUGCAAAAGAACUGGGUCAGCUUUCCAAGCUCAAGGAACACAUGGGCCGAGAAGAGGCCAAAGCUUUGACUCCUAAACAGUGUGCAGUCAUAGAGUUAGCACUGGACACUAUUAAGCAAUACUUCCAUGCAGGCGGUGUGGGCCUGAAGAAGACAUUCUUGGAGAAGAGUCCGGAUCUGCAAUCUCUGCGCUAUGCCUUGUCUCUGUACACGCAGGCCACAGACAAGCUCAUCAGGAAGUUUGUCCUCUCACAGAAUGCUCAGGUUCAUGGAGGGAAAGGGAUCAGGUACUCAGCCAAUGAAGACACCCCGCCAGAAAAAGCAUCUGGAGUGGAUGCAGUCGGCGAGGUGAUAAUGAAUGUUGACAUUUUACCCCAACCGAAUGGAGAGCACAAGAUCAGUGUCAAAGUGGUUGCUGCUAAUGAUUUGAAAUGGAAAGCACAGGGCUUCAGGCCUUUUGUGGAAGUCUACAUCAUCGGCCCUCAUCUCAGCGACAAGAAGAGGAAGUUUGCCACCAAAUCCAAAAACAACACCUGGUCUCCAAAGUUCAACGAGAGCUUCCAGUUCUCGUUGGGCACUGAGGUGGGACCAGAGAGCUACGAGCUACAAGUGUGUGUGAAGGACUACUGUUUCGCUCGGGAGGACCGUACUGUGGGCAUGGCUGUGCUUCAGGUGAAGGACAUGGCCAACAAAAGCAGCGUCACCUGCUGGAUGGCGCUGGGCAGACGAGUCCACAUGGAUGAGACGGGCCUGACAGUGCUGCGCAUCCUCUCCCAGCGUAACAACGACGACGUGGCCAAAGAGUUUGUAAAGCUCAAGUCAGACCAGCGCUCAGCUGAGGAGGGCCGCAGCUGAGGGAGGAGGAAGAGGACGAAACCCGUGUGCACAAACGCAGCAGAGACACAUGAGAUAGACAUAAUGUUACGCACACAUAGCACUCACGCCUACAUAAAUAACCACGUGCAAUAUACAAGCACACAAAAAAGCUCUAUUGUAAAUAUAUCUGCAUACAUUAUGCAACAUUUACCUUGCAGUGUUAUCAAUGCAAAGAUGGGGACUUAUGUUUAUAAAAAAAAGAUUUGAUUUAAUUUUAUUUAUGCAGCUGCCCCAUUUAAGGCUCUCAGUUUAGGGUUACUGUCAGAUUAGCAAGCAGUUGUCCAUCUCUCACUCACUCUUUCCUAUGGCACAUCACACCUUUUAUAUGCUGUACAUUUAGUUGUGAUAUAAUGCACUGGAGAACAACAAACCAUGUGAAUAGUUUGAGAAUGACCACUUUGCACUUUUUGCUUCUCUGCAUCUUCAGGAGAGCAGUCUUUGCCUAGCUACGCUCCGUCCGUCCGUAUGUCUGUCCUGCCUGACUUCGUGUCGUUCCUCAGUGCGUCCUCCGCUCUUGUCGUUCGAUCUGCAUAGUCUUCCCACGGUGUGGUGUUAAGUUGGGGUUGAUAAACAGAUCUAAGACUAAGUCUUCUUUUCGCCCAAAAAAAAUUCCAAACAAGAUCUUGGAUCAGUGUGAAGGGGGCAACACCACUGCUAGUUUGUGUUGUAAUGUACCAAUGUCCUGCAUGUUGACCCCAUGAACACUGUGAUUCAUUUUGCUGUAAUCAUGGCAACUAUUCCCCUCCCACAUAAAAGAUGGGUGCCUCCAGUAUUUCAUCUGUGUGAGCAUGGUGCAUAUAACCCUGUUACAAUAAGGUUUUGUAAACAUGAGCUGACUAACCGUCAUAAUCAAAGAGAAAAUACACUGACAGUGGAUCGGUUCAGAGCCUAAUAUGUGACAUGUUAAUAGAAACAGAUGUGGCUGCAUUUUUAAAAUGCUUCAUACCACUUGAAACAGAGCAAUACCCCACUGUCUCUCACCCCUAGAGUGCACAUUAACUCCAAAAAGGGCUACAGGAUCAGUGGACUUCAGGCACUAAUACAUACGGUCCGCGCUUCUGUUAGCAAACUGACCACAAGGUUCUCCUGUGCACCUGCUCUGCUAGAGAAACAGUAGUUCACUGCAGACAUGCAACAAAUGAGAAAAUCAUGAAUGAUACUUGGGAACUGGGAGAAACCACAUGAACCCUGAAAGGUGACUUGACGCUGACCGACAUGUCACUGAAACACUUUCCUCCUUAUCACCUACACACAUAUAUAAACACAUCUACUUAAGGCAAUAGUGGUUUGUUUGUGUGUUUACAGGAACAUGUGAACAAACCCUUUGUGAAUUAUGCUGUCUUUUGUUGUUGUGUACAUGCGUGUGUGUGAGUGUAUUUGUGUGCGUGUGUAUGGGUUGAUGGUUGCUCCUCCAAAAUGGGCUUUUGAGAUUGUGAGCAAUACUUAAACACCCAAAAUGUAUGCGCUGUCAGUAUAGAAAACAGCAGGAGCAGCAUGUGCACUGUUCAGUUCCAAGGAAUGGGAAACUUAUGAUCACAUUUUUUGUAAAUCACUGAGAUAUUUUAUUUAUGGACUCAUAAAUUCCCAUUCCCAUUGGAAGUGUGUAAUUCUUUCCUGACAUAUUUGCUUAGGAGAAAGAAAGUGUUUUGAAUUACUGUUUGCUUUUAGUAGGACCAAAUUUGCAAAAACCACAGCUCAGUUUUUUUUCUUUUCUUUUUUUUUAAAGAAUGAAGCCAUCAAAGUCACGCCAAGCAUUAUGAUGUCCCUAUGUUCCUUUUAAUCAUGUGGAUUGAUAAAUCCGUUUUUCAUUCCCUGCAAAGAGGUGAGCAGACACUCAAAGCCAUAGUCUGGCUCGUCUUGUUGUCUUUUAGUGAAACUAAAUGUCAGUGGCGGUGACUAAACGCUGCAGGAAGCUUUUCUGUCACACCGUACCGGCUUAUCUGUUAUCUUAACUCAAAACUGCUUAGACCUACCAAAAAUAAAAUCUCUGAAUGUUAUUUAUCCUCAGCAAAGCCUUCUCUGUCUCAUCGAAAGGAUUGUUAAAUCUUGAACCACUUUUAGCUUCGAGAGACCAACUCAUGCCUUUGAUUUUGGUCACCAGAUAGCACUUGAGCCAUAAAAAUAUAUAGUCUGCUUGUUUUUUGUUUUUUUUUGUGAAAAAUCUUUAGUUGUGCAGUCCUUAUCAACAUUUAAAGGGGAACUCCACUGAUUUUACACAUCAG